This is a messenger RNA of Microthlaspi erraticum, 612 nucleotides long. NCBI's taxonomy places the organism in Eukaryota, Viridiplantae, Streptophyta, Magnoliopsida, Brassicales, Brassicaceae. The record is from the annotation of a GenBank genome assembly.
AUGGGAAGGCAGCUCUACACGACGACGUUUCUUCACUUAGUCACCAUACUCUUCGUUUUCCGGACAAUCUCAGCCGUCCGUUUCCCUCCGGAACCAACAACAACCGACGACCUAGAUUUCAUCCGCACGAGCUGCAACGCAACGCUCUACCCAGACGUGUGUUACACGUCGUUAUCUGGCUACGCCUCCACCGUCGAAGAUAAUCCGGCGAGGCUUGCGAAACUCGCCAUCGGCGUUUCUCUGUCCCGCGCAAAACACACGGCGUCUUACCUCUCCAAACUCUCACGCGCCGCCGCUUCUGCUUCUCCCGCCGUCCACGACUGCGUUUCGAACGUGGGAGACGCGGUGGAGCAGAUGCGUGGCUCCCUAAGGCAGCUCCGAGAGAUGAACCACCGUCGUCCCGGAGCUCCACCGUUUAUGUUUCAGAUGAGUAACGUGCAGACGUGGAUGAGCGCGGCGUUGACGGACGAGGAGACGUGUACAGAUGGGAUCACGGAGGAGAUGGAAGACGGAGAUACGAAGACAGCCGUUUGCGAGAAAGUCGCCGACGUCAAGAGGUUCACGAGUAAUGCGCUUGCUCUCGUUAACACAUACGCCAAUAAUGAAGCCUAG